Messenger RNA from Culex pipiens pallens (northern house mosquito), 1614 nucleotides. It is a transcript of the gene Ahcy, whose product is annotated as adenosylhomocysteinase. Gene Ontology annotation, biological process: L-methionine cycle. Gene Ontology annotation, cellular component: cytosol. Bases 254 to 1555 code for a protein of 433 amino acids. Lineage: Eukaryota; Metazoa; Arthropoda; Insecta; Diptera; Culicidae. Gene Ontology annotation, molecular function: adenosylhomocysteinase activity. The record is from RefSeq and is a predicted model, not a curated record. The transcript is spliced from 3 exons.
CUUUCGCCGGCAAGUUCGCGCACGCACGUUUCUCUUUCGAAAAAAGAAUACCGCGCGGUUCACAGCUCGGCGAUCUCCUGUGUGCAAAAUCCCUCGCGGCACGCGUCCCAGUGAUAAUCCUCCUUGUCAGCGUCAACGUUGAUAAGAACCAGUCGCAAGUCAUCUCGAGCUAGCAGUUUCGUCUCAGCUUCCAACCCGUGAGGAUCUUCGCCAGCGCUUUCUCGGAUCCAGGUUUUGAAUUGCUUCUGCCAAAAUGUCGACAAAACCCGCGUACAAAGUUGCUGACAUCAGCCUGGCCGAGUUUGGCCGCAAGGAGAUCAUGCUGGCGGAGAACGAAAUGCCCGGUCUGAUGGCGUGCCGCGCCAAGUACGGCCCGCAGAAGGUGCUGAAGGGGGCUCGCAUCGCCGGAUGUCUGCACAUGACCAUCCAGACGGCGGUGCUGAUCGAGACGCUGGUCGAGCUGGGCGCGGAGGUCCAGUGGAGCAGCUGCAACAUCUUCAGCACCCAGGACCACGCGGCGGCCGCCAUCGCCAAGGCCGGCGUGCCGGUGUACGCCUGGAAGGGCGAAACCGACGAGGAGUACCUGUGGUGCAUCCGCCAAACGCUGGUCUUCGCCGACGGGCAGCCGCUGAACAUGAUCCUGGACGACGGCGGCGAUCUGACGAACCUGGUCCACACCGAGUACCCGCAGUAUUUGGGCGGCAUCAAGGGAAUCAGCGAGGAGACCACCACGGGAGUGCACAACCUGUACAAGAUGAUGAAGGAGGGCAAGCUGGGCGUUCCGGCGAUCAACGUGAACGACUCGGUUACCAAGAGCAAGUUUGACAAUCUGUACGGAUGCCGCGAGUCGCUGCUGGACGGAAUCAAGCGCGCCACGGAUGUGAUGAUCGCGGGCAAGGUUUGCGUCGUGGCCGGGUACGGCGAUGUGGGCAAGGGUUGCGCCCAGGCGCUGAAGAACUUUGGCGGACGGGUGCUGGUGACGGAGAUUGAUCCGAUCAACGCGCUGCAGGCAGCGAUGGAAGGUUACGAGGUGACCACGAUGGAGGAAGCCAGCAAGGAGGCGCAGAUCUUCGUGACCACGACCGGCUGCAGCGACAUCAUCAUGGGCGAGCACUUUAUGAACAUGAAGGACGACUCGAUCGUGUGCAACAUUGGCCACUUUGACUGCGAGGUGAACGUUGCCUGGCUCGAGCAGAACGCCAAGGAGAAGGUCAACAUCAAGCCGCAGGUCGACCGCUACCUGCUCCCCUCCGGUAACCACGUGAUCCUCCUGGCCGAGGGUCGCCUCGUCAAUCUGGGCUGUGCCACCGGCCACUCCAGCUUCGUCAUGUCCAACUCGUUCACCAACCAAACGCUGGCCCAGAUCGAGCUGUGGACCAAGCCGGAUCAGUACAAGGUCGGCGUGUUCGUGCUGCCGAAGGCGCUCGACGAAGAGGUGGCCGCGCUGCACCUCGACAAACUGGGCGUCAAGCUGACCAAGCUCAGCCAGAAGCAGUCCGACUAUCUGAACGUGCCCGUCGCCGGACCGUACAAGCCGGAUCACUACCGUUACUAAGCUUUUUCUCGAUUCUAAAUCACAAAAAUAAAAAGUUCGCCAUCACUUCUUUUUAAAAA